AUUGUUUUCAGGUUACAAAAUUGCAUGAGAUCAAUUUUUACUUAUUGUAAAAACUAUCUUUUUACUGCUGCGAAUAAUAACUAUCGAGCAAUAAAUUUCAUUUGCUUCGCUCAUUUGCUGCCGAACGGUGACAUCAUUAGACCAAAACCCACUUGAAGCGAGGACUUUUGACGUCUUCUCACUCGAGGCGUUUGCUGGCGCACUAAUCGUCUCUCUCCGCGUGUCGCGUUGUCAGUGGUGUUGGUCCGAGAGCCACUUUUUCUAUUUUAGCGUUUUUUUUAGGUUGUAUGUUUGCAUUUCUGCAAAGAAAUAGCAUCCUUUUCUUGUCGGUGACUCGCCGGCCGCUCCGUCCGUGCGCGGUGCCCGCCCGAGCAAUGGCCGCCCCCGGACAGCAGCCGCCGGCCGGGGUGCGCGGCAUGACACGGCUCGAUCGGACUGCCUUCCAGCGGCCGCUGGACGUGUGCGCGCUCCGCCUGCCCGCGGCCGACAUCGCGCCCAUCCUGAAGCUGCUCAAGACGCAGAUGCUGCGCGUGCCACACUUGCGUCCGGUCCAGCCGCUCGGCGAGCUGCCGCUGAUGGAGUCCUCCGGCGGCGGGGAGCCGGGUGCGGACGCGCCGGCUGCCGACGGCCCGGACCAGAAGGUGGUGUUGCUGGACCCGGAGCGUGUGCCGGACGCCGGCGGGCUGCCGUGGUCAGGUCUGGAGCCGCUGGGACUGAGCGCCGCGGAUAGUCCGCUCCGGCUGACUCUGAGACUGGCCUACGAUAAUUACCGCGCAGACGCGGUGCUGCGCGCCGUGCUGCCCGACGGCCAGGACGGCUGCACCAGCUUCUCCCGGGUCGGCCACCUGAUCCACCUGAACCUGAAGGAGCACCUGCUGCCCUACGGGGAGCUCAUCGGACAGGUGCUCAUGGACAAGCACCCGGGCGUCCGCACCGUGGUCAACAAGCUCAACACCAUCGACAACACGUUCCGCAACUUCAGCAUGCAGCUGCUAGCCGGCGAGGCCGACUAUCUGGUGGAGGCGCGCGAGAACGGCUGCUCGUUCCGGAUGGACUUCUCCAAGGUGUACUGGAACCCGCGGCUGUGCACCGAGCACGAGCGGUUGGUGUCGCAGCUGCAGCCCGAGGACACGCUGUACGACGCGUGCGCCGGCGUGGGACCGUUCACCGUGCCGGCCGCCCGCAAACGGUGCCGCGUCCUCGCCAACGACCUCAACCCGGAGUCGUUCCACUGGCUGCAGCACAACGUGACCGCCAACAAGGUCCAGGACCGGGUGCAGACGUUCAACAUGGACGGCCGGGAGUUCAUUCGGACGGAGGUGCGGCGCGGCCUGCGCGAGCGGCUGGCGGCGCCGGCCGCCGCCGGCCGGCUGCACGUCGUACUCAACCUGCCCGCGCUGGCCAUUCAGUUCGUAGACGCGUUCGUGGGCCUGCUGUCACCAGACGAGGUGCCGGCCGACCAGGUCGUGCCACUGCGCGCGCACGUCUACACCUUCACCAAGGAGCUGUCGGCGGCCGAGCGCAGCGUCACAGAGGCGCUCUGUACCAAUGUCGGCAGAGACGUCAGCCGCCACUUGCGCGAGGUGUUCCUGGUACGCAACGUGGCGCCCAAUAAGCUGAUGUACCGAGUGACCUGGGACGUGCCCGCGGAGGUGCUGUGCGCCAUGGACGACGGACCCGUCCUCAAAAAGGCCAAACUGACGGAGCCCUGACCGCGUGUUACUGGAUGGACAUUUGACACCUUUGUUAGUGCCGGCUCAGCGCAAGGAUCGCUGACAACGAACGUCCCGCGCAAUGUGUUGUCUGUUGACGUCUGUCUGAGAACCAAACACUGGUGUGUCUUUCGAAUUGUUGGGCCUACUAUGGGAUCGGCUACUUGCCCCAGAAAUUCAAAUUUAACGCUGCAGUGCCAGUUUUACGUUUUUGCUAGCUUAUUGUUUUAUAUUGGUACUGCAAAGCAAAUGCUUACGGCGAUGUUCCGAGCAAAGUCAGCUUAUGCUGAAAGGGUGACAUGCUUCAUUUGGUGUGCGUUGUUUGGAGCCGCUAUUUUCAUAGCAAAUUCAUUCACUUGACGUAAAUACACUUUUUGUACCGUG
This is a messenger RNA of Amphibalanus amphitrite, 2096 nucleotides long. Its product is annotated as tRNA (guanine(37)-N1)-methyltransferase-like. Gene Ontology annotation, cellular component: cytoplasm; tRNA-splicing ligase complex; mitochondrial matrix. The record is from RefSeq and is a predicted model, not a curated record. Lineage: Eukaryota; Metazoa; Arthropoda; Thecostraca; Balanomorpha; Balanidae. The transcript has 2 exons. The coding region runs from base 288 to 1712 and encodes 474 amino acids. Gene Ontology annotation, biological process: mitochondrial tRNA methylation; tRNA N1-guanine methylation.